Molecule: messenger RNA, 3183 nt
Organism: Anguilla anguilla (European eel)
Lineage: Eukaryota; Metazoa; Chordata; Actinopteri; Anguilliformes; Anguillidae
Gene: sirt7
Product: sirtuin 7
Exons: 10
Coding region: 43-1272 (409 amino acids)
Molecular function (GO): NAD+ binding
Source: RefSeq, a predicted model, not a curated record
UGGUAUGGUGUGGCUUUGUUUUGCAUCCGCACGGGGAGAGUGAUGGAGGAAGCAUCAGUAACGCAGCGCGGCGUGUCUUCCCGAACCGAGAGAAAGGCACAGGAGAGAGCCCAGAUCCUGCAGCGGGAGAACCAGAGGAAGACUUUCAAACUGGUGUCGAAGAUCCUGAAGAAGUCCGAGCUCGAGCGCACGCCGGAGGACGCGGCUGUCCUGCAGCUGCACGAGGACACUGUGAGCGAGCUCUGCAAGCGACAGAUCCGCCAGAACUCGCUGAAGAGGAAACAGGAGGAGGUGUUUGACAGUGCAGAGGACCUGCAGGAUAAAGUGCAGCGUCUGGCGGCAGCUGUCCGUCAGGCCAGGCAUCUAGUGGUGUACACCGGAGCCGGCAUCAGCACGGCGGCCUCCAUCCCAGACUACAGGGGCCCGCAGGGCGUGUGGACCCAGCUGCAGAAGGGCCGAGCCGUCAGUGCUUCGGACCUGAGUGAGGCGGAGCCUACGCUGACGCACAUGUGCAUCCGGGCGCUGCAGAGGGAGGAGCUGGUGCAGCACGUGGUCUCUCAGAACUGUGAUGGUCUGCACCUGCGCAGUGGGCUUCCCAGACACGCCCUGUCAGAGCUGCACGGCAACAUGUUCAUCGAGGUGUGCGCCUCCUGCUCCCCGGCGCGGGAGUUCGUCCGGCUCUUCGACGUGACGGAGCGGACGGCGGUGCGGAGGCACGGGACGGGGCGGGGCUGCGGGCACUGCGGGGCGGAGCUGAGGGACACCAUCGUGCAUUUCGGGGAGCGGGGCACCCUGGACCAGCCCCUCAACUGGAGGGGGGCGGCGGCCGCGGCCGAGAGGGCCGACCUCAUCCUCUGCCUGGGGUCCAGCCUAAAGGUGCUGAAGAAGUACACCUGUCUGUGGAGCAUGAGCCGGCCUGCGAGCAGAAGGCCCAAGCUCUACAUCGUCAACUUACAGUGGACUCCGAAAGAUGACCUGGCAACCCUGAAAAUCCACGGAAAGUGUGAUGAUGUAAUGCGUCUUCUGAUGAAGGAGCUGGACAUCCCCAUUCCUGCCUACCACAAGACAGAAGACCCUAUCUUUAGCCUGGCCACACCACUGCGACCAGACGAAGAGUCCAGCCACACCCGCAAAGUCCUAGCGCCGCCUGCUGGCCAGGAGGAAUGUGUGCAGGGCUCCACGGGACAGGCUGGAGGCACGGCGGUUCAGGGAGGCUGGUUUGGGCGUGGCUACUCCAAGGGGAGGAAGAGGAAGAAGCAGCCAUCAACCUAAAAAUCACCAGCCGGAUUUUUAAAAAAAAGACACCUAUCGAUGAAAGUAUUACCCCAGUCCUGCUGUGUCAUGGAUGGACUUCCCUCUUUUAGCUUGUUAGCUGUGUGGAGGGUAUAGAUUAUUUUUUUUGUGCACACUUUACUUUGUCCUCAGGUAAUGAGCUGAAGCAAUACUUAACCUGCGGGAGAGCGACAGGCAUUCUGGCCGUGGUGGCAAGUGUUAGUCUAGACCAGAGGUGGCCAGUUCUGUGCCAGUCGUCGAGCUAACUGGCUGUACACACCAACACUGGGUCACACGCAGAUUACAUCACAAUGGACUAAACGAGCUAACUGGCUGUACACACCAACACUGGGUCACAUGCAGAUUACAUCACAAUGGACUAAACGAGCUAACUGGCUGUACACACCAACACUGGGUCACGUGCAGAUUACAUACAAUGAAACAUUUCACACAGGGACACAGGAACAGUGUUCAGCUGACAUUUGUGGGCUUCUCGAGAAAUCUAGCUAAAAUGUCAGGUGGUGUAAACGUUUGGCCUAAUUAAGUAAUUAGGGCCAGAAGUUGGCAUGGAAACCAGAAAGAGAUACGGCCCUUGCUGUUCACCCUUGGUCUGGAGAAAUGGCAGCGUCAGCUGUGAUCGUGUUUACAUAACUUUUAUUUUUAUUUUGAAAUUGUUCCUUUUUCAACAGGAAUGCUAAAAAGAAAGGGUUUUGCGAGCGAGGAAAAAAAAUCCUUUUGGUCUUAUUCUUAAAAUCAGGGGUCCCCGGUCCGUUCUGAAAAAGGCCGGUGUGGGUGUAUUUGUUUUAGUCCAGCAAUGUGGCGCCUGAUUCAGCUAAUGAACUAAACGCUGUCUUCAAUCAAGACCUUGAUAAGUGCCAUCAGGUGUCCUAGUGCCGGGCUAAAACAAAAAUCUGUACCCACACCGGCCCAUGUUGGAUACGAGUAGGGACCCCUGCUUAAAGUGUUACAUGAUGUUUUUCAAAACCUAAAAAGAAAACCAGCUCAGCCUCAUUUAAAAAAAAAAAAAACCACAAAUAAGCUGUAAUGCCAGUUUUUCUUCUGGGAAGAUUUAUUUUCAGAAACGUGGGCAGAUGUAAAGACAGCUGAGGGUUAUGAUGCCCGUGGUACAUGUGUAAUGCACUGGGAUGGCAGGCCCAGGUCAGAUGUGUAGCUGGAACUACAGACACCGGGAAAUCUCCUGCAGAUUCCUUUAAAUCGUAAAAUGCCUAUCUGUUUUCCACCGCUACGCAGGACACUAGUUUCAUUUGAGUCCACACUCUUUGGAAUGUAGCAUGCUUUGAGAAUUCUCAGGGAAUUGCAAGAGCGUGUUCGUAUUUGACUGCAGUGUGAUAAGUUAAAAAGGGGGGGUGGGGAGGUCCUCAACACCCGUCCUGCAGAGCUGUAGGUCUGCUUGGUCCCCCCCCCCCACCUUUUCACCUUAAAAAACCUGAAACUUAACUCAGCACCUAGAAACCAGGUGAGUUUGAGUUAGUUGUGCCAUCACCUGCUUUAAUUGAUGUAAUAAUACCGGAGGCACACCUGUGGCUCUCCUCACCUGUGGCUCUCCGGGACCUGGGGUGAGGAGCCUCGAGGUGAAGCACAGGUGUCUGAGGCAGACGUUACAGGGCAGUACUGUCUCCUGGGUGGAAGCCAUACUGGAAGGUGUCCUGGCCUGGGCUGGGGGUGCCCACGGUUUACAGCCUCCCCGAGGCCUAGUGCAGCUCCUGCAUUCUGAUGCUUUACAUUUUUUUGGCGGUUUUGCAGUUUGUAUGAGUUUUUGUACAACUCCGCGAUGUUUAUAAUUCCGAUCUUUUUCUGUUUUGAUUUGAAGCGCUGUGAGAAGCACAAUGACACCCCCCCACACCCCAAACUCAGUGUUCAAACACAAUAAAUAAAUGCUUCAGACAUCAA